AAAGACAAAGCAAAAUCACGCUGUAGUACAUCCACGAUCACACAUUCGUCCCUUCCCUCCCCCAGCCAGUCCCACUUUUAAGUCUUUUAAACUUCUCUUUAAGGAUUGCAGCGUCUAAAAGUUCUAGCAGGAGAACUUAAGCUGAUUUGAAUUUUAAUAGUAAGGACUAUUUUGAGUCGUAAUAAAGAAAGACUCAAAGGACUUUGAGGCUCGAACUGAAGGAAAAAUAUGGGGCUAAAAGCACUUCCCCUGUCACCCUCUCAGAAUGGGUUCCUGGGUAAUGCAGCGGUUGCGCCAAAAUUCUUCAGAUACCAUUCUAGCAGAAGCUGCAACUUCAUUGCUGUUUCCGCCAAGAAUGAGAGCGCUAGCACCGAAGAAGAAGCGGGCAACACAGAGAAGAAGCAGUCGCUGUUUUCAAGUGUGACAGAAGCUCUGGACUUUUCUCAGGUCCGAUCAGCUAAGGAUGCCGAGCUCUUGGAAGAAGCUAGCGAAUCUACGCGCUCAGGUGGACGCAUGAGUAGGGAACAGUAUGGGGCUCUUAGAAGGAAAAUCGGUGGAACAUACAAAGAUUUCUUCAAAUCCUAUAUUGAAGUGGAUGGACAAUACGUUGACGAAGGAUGGGUUGACAAAACAUGCAAAGUUUGCAAGAAAGAUACCAGGGGUGAACCAAGGCAAGUGGAUAAAUUCGGGAGAUACGUUCAUGUAGAAUGUCUUGAGAAGUCCAAGUCCGGAAAUUUUUUCACAAGGCUCUUCUCCAGCUGACUUCUGGAAGAGGCACAUCACCCUCAAGAUUGCCCCCUCCUCCUGGGCUUAGGUUUUGACUAGGAGGGGAACACCGCGCGAUGCGCGGUGUAAUUUUCAAGUUUGCCCAGAAAUGUUCAAUUAUUUAAACUGAGAUAUUCAAUAUAAAAAGUUACGUGAAGGUGCAUCCAAAUGUUUGUAAUUAUUUUUUGUAAUUUUAUUAAGCAAUGAAGAGAGCCACAAUUUCAGUCUGGUUGCUAAAUGACAGUCAUUUUUGGUAUGC
This is a messenger RNA of Coffea arabica (coffee), 1024 nucleotides long. RefSeq lists its product as uncharacterized. The record is from RefSeq and is a predicted model, not a curated record. Lineage: Eukaryota; Viridiplantae; Streptophyta; Magnoliopsida; Gentianales; Rubiaceae. Gene Ontology annotation, biological process: positive regulation of DNA-templated transcription; chloroplast organization. Gene Ontology annotation, molecular function: DNA binding; zinc ion binding. Gene Ontology annotation, cellular component: nucleus.